CUGAACUCAACUCUAAAGGUGCUACUGAUUUCUGUUUCAAUACGCCGGUUUUACGAACAGAUUUGUUUAUAUAAUAUUUAUUGUUUUUCAGAAGGUUAUUUAUUCAUAAAGUGAUGGCAAAAGGAGAAGGAACCGAACAAUAUUCCAACAAUAAUUUAUUAACGAAUAAACCGGUCAACCCAGAUGUGGUCAAAUUAGCUGUGAAGCGUGAACAGAAGAACAGGUUGUCCAUAUGCAACAAGCUGUGCUACGCGGUGGGAGGAGCGCCCUAUCAGAUCACAGGAUGUGCUCUCGGCUUCUUCCUUCAGAUAUACCUAUUGGACGUGGCCCAGUUGGACCCGUUCUAUGCGUCGAUCAUCCUGUUUGUGGGGAGGGCCUGGGACGCUAUAACGGAUCCCACCAUAGGCUUCCUGGUCUCCCGCUCUCCCUGGACACGCUUCGGACGCAUGUUGCCAUGGAUCCUGUUCUCCACUCCUCUAGCCGUGGUCAGUUACUUCCUCAUCUGGUAUGUUCCUGUGUUUGAGGAUGGGAGGGUCAUCUGGUACCUGGUCUUCUACUGCCUCUUCCAGACCCUUCAGACGUGUUUCCAUGUGCCCUACUCGGCUCUCACCAUGUUCAUCAGUGAAGAUCAGAAGGAGAGGGACUCUGCCACUGCGUACAGAAUGACGGUAGAGGUUCUGGGUACUGUGAUUGGCACAGCCGUCCAGGGUCAGAUUGUGGGCAUGGCCAACGCCCCCUGUAUCCCGAUGCCCGGUGAUAAUGUCACGGCCGACGGGUUAAACUCCUCCCUGCUGCUGGAACAGGAAGUCAAUGCCACGAUCACCACUGUCAUCACCCUGGACCAAACGAAAACGGCCUACAAUAUAGCCUCCGGUGUCAUCUGUUCCAUCUACGUGCUCUGUGCCGUGGUGCUGUUCUUCGGAGUCAAGGAGAAGAAAGAGUCGUCUCGUCCUCGGUCAGAGCGCAUGUCGUUCUGGCAGGGUAUCAGGCUGGUGAUGGGCCAUGGACCUUACGUCAAGCUGGUGAUGGGCUUCCUCUUCACUUCACUGGCUUUCAUGCUACUGGAAGGGAACUUUGCUCUGUUCUGCUGCUACACUCUGGGCUUAAGGAACGACUUCCAGAACAUUCUACUGGUCAUCAUGAUGAUACAGCCAGAUUGA
This is a messenger RNA of Oncorhynchus nerka (sockeye salmon), 1160 nucleotides long. Its product is annotated as sodium-dependent lysophosphatidylcholine symporter 1-B-like. Lineage: Eukaryota; Metazoa; Chordata; Actinopteri; Salmoniformes; Salmonidae. The coding region runs from base 114 to 1160 and encodes 348 amino acids. The record is from RefSeq and is a predicted model, not a curated record. The transcript is spliced from 10 exons. Gene Ontology annotation, biological process: carbohydrate transport. Gene Ontology annotation, cellular component: plasma membrane. Gene Ontology annotation, molecular function: lysophospholipid:sodium symporter activity.